AUGACAAAGGACAAGGGAACGUACUCAAUCACCCAUCUCUUUGUCCUCAGUACAAUCUUUGGCGCCACACUCCUUGGUCCGGCUGCAAAGCCCCUGGACCUUCCUCAUAACCCACCAAUUCAUCGACCCGAGACGAAAUCGGAGCUGGUUGAAGCUGUCCGCGACUUAUGGAAUUCUAUAUUCGACUGGAAUUUCCUCGUACUUAUCAUCACGCCCAAACCUAGCAUCCGCAUGAUUAACGGACACGGUCAACCCCAUCCUACCACUUCAAUGAAUAAUGGGGUUUUAUCCCGACUCUUCCAUAUUUUUGUCGUUAUAUUCGGCAUAUUCUCCGCAGCGAUCAAAAGAUCGUUCUCGAUACUGCGAUCUCCGUUUCGCUCCAAACCCGAACCUCGACCCACCAUUCUACCGCAUUAUACCCCGCCCAUGACCACGUCUCGAAUCAAGGAACCCCUCCAGGGGACUAUCGCUGCCCCUUCGAUUGCUCCUAGCGCAUCGAGCGCUUCUUACAAUCCAAUUCGAACUCCUACUCGGGUAUUCUCACCUACCAACUACUCUCCCAAGCCCGACCUCCCUUCGUCUCGGAGCACUAGCCCCACUACCGAUCGGUUCAUCACAACCCUCAACGACCUCGAAGCUCAAAUGCAUAACCACCAGUUCUACGAUCUUGAGCGCGAGUUGGAGGACAUGGAUAAUCGCAUGGCGCAGAUGUUUGACUUUUCAUGGAUCCCUAGCAAGGCUCCCAUGUCGUUUAAUCUUCCACCAGUGAUAACCCCUCCCGAAACCCCUGUCCAAAUAAUACUGCCCCAGGCUCCUCCACCGGCACGCCGAGACAGAAAGACCAUCCAAAUUUUACCCAUGAUUUGCGAGGUCUCUGAGAACUCUCCAGAUUUGCAUCGUACACCUCCAUACGACCAUACCCGGUGGUCGAUUAUCACCUUCCAGCCACUAUGGGGCCCACGCGCCUAUGCUGGAAUGGCUUAUUGA
Rhizoctonia solani is the source of this 987-nucleotide messenger RNA. RefSeq lists its product as uncharacterized. Bases 1 to 987 code for a protein of 328 amino acids. The transcript has 2 exons. NCBI's taxonomy places the organism in Eukaryota, Fungi, Basidiomycota, Agaricomycetes, Cantharellales, Ceratobasidiaceae. The record is from RefSeq and is a predicted model, not a curated record.